Messenger RNA from Sipha flava (yellow sugarcane aphid), 2200 nucleotides. RefSeq names its product polypeptide N-acetylgalactosaminyltransferase 35A-like. Gene Ontology annotation, biological process: regulation of Notch signaling pathway. Gene Ontology annotation, cellular component: Golgi apparatus. Lineage: Eukaryota; Metazoa; Arthropoda; Insecta; Hemiptera; Aphididae. The record is from RefSeq and is a predicted model, not a curated record. Gene Ontology annotation, molecular function: Notch binding. Bases 297 to 2063 code for a protein of 588 amino acids. The transcript is spliced from 11 exons.
AUCGUUAUGUCGAAAUCGUUAUCUUAGUCCUGGGGCCCCAUGGUCAUCAGUACCGUUCACGUCAAAUGUAUUUGUUUACUCUGUGGUUUGGUAUUUUCAUUGUUUCAGUCCGUCGGUGUUGUGUUUACUGCAAGGUUAUAAAUGAUUAAAUUGCAUCCUCCAACAGCGGUCAAAGAUAUCUUGUAAAUUUAACGAUCUGAACAAUAUUUUUAAAAAUAUUCAAUGACAACCUGUAGGAAUUAAAUUGGUGUCACUUUGAAUUUGGUAAUGUAUUAUGCUCCAAAAAUCUAUUAGAAAUGAACGGGUACAAGUUUUUCUUGUUCGGCUGUUUGUUUACAUCACUCACUUGGUCUCUGAGUCUGUUCAUGUACUGGAAACUGAAUACCAAACCAGACAGUUACUCGCAAGUUAAGCUCUAUCGACGGGAAAAUACGUUUGAAUAUGUAAAAAAACAAAAAUCUAAGUACUUUAAGAGUCAUGUGGACAACAGUGAUCUUGAAGAUUUAGGAAUUAUUAAGACUGAUGAAGAUCUGGUGAUAAGAGAUAAAGGAUACAUAGAUCAUGGUUUUAAUGCAUUAGUAAGUCAAAGAUUAGGUAACUAUCGGAAGUCAUUACCUGAUACUCGACAUAAAUUGUGCUCAGUAAUUCAGUACGAUCAAAAUUUGCCAACUGCUAGUAUUGUUAUUUGUUUUUAUAAUGAACAUCCACAAGCUCUUUUUAGGACUAUUCAGUCGGUUAUUAGACGGACACCAAAGGAACUGUUACACGAAGUGAUAUUAAUUAAUGAUUAUAGUGAUAAACCAAAUCUUCAUGAAAUAGUAGAACAGUAUUUAAAAGAUGAAAAGUUACUUAAAGUAGUAAAUCUUAAAAAAACCAAUAAAAGAGAAGGACUUAUUCGAGCAAGAUUAUUUGGGGCCAACUUAGCGACUGGUCAAGUUUUAAUAUUUCUUGACAGUCACGUUGAAGUAAAUAUUGAUUGGAUUCAACCACUUUUAACCAGAAUACAUAAUAAUCGCACUCAAAUUAUUGCACCUAUUAUUGAUAUUAUUCAACCAGAUACAUUUGAAUAUAAAUCAUCUCCUUUGGUUAGAGGUGGUUUUAAUUGGGGAUUAAAUUUCAAAUGGGAUAGUUUACCAAAAGGUACUCUAACUACAGAUAAAGAUUUUGUGAAACCUAUCAAAACACCUACAAUUGCUGGAGGCCUUUUUGCUGUAAACAGAGAUUACUUUAAUGAAAUUGGACAAUAUGAUUCUGGAAUGAAUAUUUGGGGCGGUGAAAAUUUGGAAUUAUCAUUUCGAGUAUGGAUGUGUGGAGGUUCUCUUUAUAUAGAACCAUGUUCACGUGUUGGACAUGUAUUCCGGAAACAUCGACCAUACUCAGCUCCAAAUCAUGAAGACACAAUGGCAAGAAACUCUUUACGCCUUGCAAAUGUUUGGAUGGAUGAUUUUAAAAAAUUUUUUAUAAGUAAACGAAUGGACCUACUUCGUUUAGAUUAUGGUGAUAUAUCUGAAAGAAAAGCAUUACGUACCAAGUUAGGGUGUAAAAAUUUUAAUUGGUACUUAGAAAAUGUAUAUCCUGAAAUGUUACUACCAACUGAUGAAGCUGACCAAUUGAGUAAAAAGUUAGAAAAUGUUGAAAAACCAGUUUUCCAACCAUGGAAUAAACGUGUUCGAAACUAUAUAGCCAAAUUUUUGCUUAACUUAAGUGGCACAAAUUUGUGUAUUCAUCCAAGUAAAGGACAUCAGAUUAAACACAGUGGGCUUGUUCUCAGAUCUUGUAUUCGCAAUAAAGAACAAAUAUGGUAUGAAACAGACAAAGAAGAGCUAGUACUAUCAAAACUUUUAUGCUUGGAUAGUGGUUCAGGCAAACCAGCAAUAGAAAAAUGCAGUGAAACAGGAAGCUCACAACGUUGGAAACACUCAGAUGAUAAAGGUACAGCAUUAUAUAAUUUAGCAGCAGGGACAUGUUUAAGUGUAAACGAGAAAAGAAUAAACGCAGAAAUUCUAAUGAAUAUUUGCAAUAAAGAAGAUACAUUCAACAAAUGGAACUUAAUUAUUGUAUAAUGCAUUCAUAUCAUGGAAAAUGUAUUGUAUUUAAUAUGUGUUCACACAUAGUACUUCCUAAUCCUUGAUUGAUCUGAAUAGCCAUGGUUAAACAUACAAAAAUGAUCAAAUUUAGUGUUACAUUUUUAUAAUUUAAA